CGGUGGGUGAAGGGGCAGCGGGUGCCCUGAAGACAGGAGUAGAGCCAGAAUGAAGGCUGAAAGAAACAUGGUGAGGCUCGCCGUGGUGCAGCACCUCCGAGACUACGGGAUAAAAGUGAAACACUGGAACAGGAUCAACUCUAACAGUCGGCCACAAGGCCGGGACAAGAAAAUAACGUACAGUGGUGUGUUUGGUACCCCUCUGCAUGCUCUUCCACAAUGCACUCUCCUUGAACGUGCCAGCAUUCCUCAGUUUCUUGUUGAUGCCUGCAGCUACUUAGAAAAGCACAUUCACACAGAAGGACUCUUCAGAAAAUCAGGAUCUGUGACUCGUCUUAAAAUUUUAAAGGCCAAAGUGGAUCAGGGUGAAAAAUGGCUUACUCUGUCGCCACCCUGUGAUGUGGCAGGUUUGGUUAAACAAUUUUUUCGGGAGCUGCCUGAGCCUGUACUUCCACUGGAAUUGCAUGAAGCUUUCUUCAGAGCACAACAGCUGCAAAAUGAUGAGAAGAUUUCUGCCACAAUUCUUCUUUCCUGUUUGCUCCCUGAGAAAACUAUUGAUACAUUGCACUAUUUCCUGAAGUUCCUUAAUAACGUGUCCCUCAGGUCAAAGGAUAAUAAAAUGGAUGCUAAUAACCUUGCUGUGGUGUUUGCCCCCAAUCUAUUCCAUUCUGGAGAUGGAAGUGAAAAAGUAACUUCAUUGGCAGAGAAGCAACUUCAUCUUCAAGCUGCAACAGUGCACACACUGAUUGAAAACUUUGAAGGCAUUGGUUGUGUUCCAGAGUUUAUCUUGGAAAAAAUUCCAGCAAUGCUUGGUGAUUGUGUAGCAUCUAAAACGCCUUCAUUAGAAACCUUGGAAGAUGGAGAUGGUUCAAGAGUGGAAGAGAGCAAAAGAAGAAGGCGUCGAAGUGUUGGAGAUAUCGUCAGUGGAGCACUAAGUAAACUUAAAUCAAAUAGAACACCUGCUACUUCUCACACCGAUACAUCUGAAACAUCUUCGGGAACGCCAGUAAUUAAAACUCCAACAUGGAAACGGAAACUACUGGUAGAUUCUUCACAAAGCCUUGGAUUUUCAAACAAAAAAAGGCGAUCACUCAGACACAAUAUAGCUUUGGAAUUAUUACCCAGUGGCUUUCUUAGCCAGAAUUGUACACCAUCAUCUGUUGGAACCAAGAGGAAUGAUGGUAGCCCUCAAGUGUCGCUGGAAUCAUUGCAAGGUCCACUGUUGUUAUCUACUGGAAGUGCUACAGUUAAGUCAUCUGCAUCAACUAAUCGACGAAAAAGUAAAAGACUAGAAAACAAAAGGCUGGAAAGGUUGGAAUCAGGAAAAACUAGUUGCUUUUCUCCUAAACUUAAUCGCAAAGAAAUUGUCCGUAAGUCCCUGCGUUUGAGAUUUAGCCUUGGAAAAGGCAAAGACACAAAUACCUUCUCCUUUGGAGUCCCAGCACCAAAUGGUUCAGAAAACAUUGGCUGCCGACUUGCAAAUCAAGGUGAAGGUCACAGCCACAACUGGUUCUCAGUUGAUCCCCCAUUUACCUCAGAUGAGAAGGACAGUAGUGCAAAGGGUUGGAAGCGCAGAAGUAAAUCAGAAGAAAAUCUUAUUUCUCCAGUGUGCAAAAAUGAUUCUCAUCGAAAAUCUUGGAAUUGUGCUAGUCCUACAGAGUCCCUAAUAACAUGUGACCAUUUGGAAGUGGGAACCACAUUAGAGAGUUAUCUAAAUUCCAGAAGCUGUCGAUCAGAACCUGCACUAAUUGUAGGAAAGCCACCUGCUGUACCAGGGGAAUUGCACAAUCGGAAUGUUGCUCAGAACAACAGCAUCAAAAAAAGUGGUGGUUCUUUAAACGAGGAUGGUCAGACUGGAGAAACUGUAUUGAAAAUUAAAAAAGCAUUUUCUGAAUCAGGAUGUAACCUCUGUUCAUUGAUUGCUGGCCACAAAUGUUCCACUGGAAAUGAGUUAUGUGGAAAUAAUUUGCUUUCUCAGCAAGUUCCCAGUACAUCUACCCUUAAAGCUGAUCAACCAUUAGAAGGGCAAUCUGAUUGGUCAUCCUCUGAAUUGCCAGCCCAACCUGUUACAAAUACACUACUCGCAAAUGGCAAAAUAAAUCCCUGCCCAACUGACACGAGCAGAACAUCUAAGAAGAGCAAUAAUCAAAAUUGCAUUAGUAGUUCAGAUCAGCAAGAGAAAAAUGGAAUUGUAGUUCCUCAAAGCAAGAAUACAUCUUCGCCUUCAGUUAAAGAUCCUACUAACACUGACAAAAAUUGUGCUACAGUAUUUUCAUUACCAGGACUGGUGUCUGAGCAAGUAACAUCAAGCUAUAAACAAAAAGAGCAGGAUGAAAAUUGUGAUCCUGGUGAGUUAACUGCCCCAACAUCUUCAGGCAUAUAUGGUGGUCAUCCUCCCUUUGAAUUGCACCAGUCUGUAUUCCUGGCCAAUGAAUUGGGGGUUACUUUCAAUAAGGGUGACAGCUCAGCUUCUACAGAUGGAACUUCAGCUUUAGAAUUUUCUGCAAAGUUGCCUACUUUGGACAUUCCUCUGAGAAAUAUUUCAGUAGAAGAGCUGCCAGACACUGAACAUGGUCAUCACUUCAAAGUGGUUGAACAUAUUCAGCGAUUUAAUAGUCUUUCAUUAAAUGAUCAAACUCCAAAAUAUAAAACUGUGCGGUCACCUUUAAAGUUCAAACGUACUCCAGUCCGUCAGUCUGUUAGAAGGAUGAAUGCACUGUCGUCUGGCAAUGAAAAGUUAGUAGCAAGCAGGAACAGAAUGUGUAAAAUUUCAUUUGGUUCUCCAAAAAUUAAGCCAUUAAGUCAUGAAAGUGGUUUGUCAUUUAAUCAAAAUUCAUUAGCGUUGAAACAAAAUUUUAAUAUAAAACAAAAUAAGCUCAGAGACAAUGCUUGUCAAAAUGAUUUAUCUACUGAAGGAUUCUGGAAAACUGAAUUAGCAAUACAUACAAAACAUACUGCUGAGUUUAAAGAAAAGAAUUUGGGCAGCAAACCGAAGAACUCUGCUCAAAAUGUCAACCAGUCCAUUUCUCAGGAUUGGACUAGUAAGACAAUAUCAGGAGUUUACCAAGCCGACUGUGUGCUGCCAAAGCAUAAUCUAGUUACUAAAAUGUCUGCUGCAACUCCAGAAAAAUCCUUUUCUAAUGUUAUACUGCAUAAAGUUUCAGAGAAAGAAAAACAUCAAUACAAAGGUUCACCAAAGUGCCCCAUAUCAACAAAAUUGACAACUAAAGCCAUAGACCUAUAAAUAUAUGGGAAAACCUUUUUUUUCUUCAAAUAGCAUUGCUGCUGUUCAAUACUUCGAAUUGCACAAACUAUUUUCCUUAAGUUAAUUUUAUUGUUGACUUUCAGGUAUAAUUACUUGGAAUGCUGGAAUUCCCUGAAUUUUAAUUGUAUAAGUAUUUUCUGAAAAUAAUGAUUCACAAUAUGUGUACUUGGGUAAUACCUUUUUGAAACUAUUUCAAAAUAUGCUAUAGACUUAAAGCAAACUAUUUCAAUAGCUUAUAGUCAGCUAAUAGUUUUAUUCAGUUUUCUGUUGAUAGCUUUACACUUUUUAACUCGCUGAGUAAAAUUCUAGGAUUUUAUGAACAUUUGUCAAUAAAAUUAUGUGAAAAUUUGGGGAAAAAAAAAACAAAUUCAACUGCUUAGUUGGAUCCAAAAUGAUACUAAUAUAUAUAGCUCGUUGAUCAGCUGGGCUUUCUGUCAUGCCAUUCUGAUUCUAUUUAAAAGUACAUUUUGCUGGUUUUGAAAUCUUCUCAUCCAGAAAUCCUGUUAAGCACUUUUAGUAUACUGUAGUUUUGAUGCAAUUUAUUGUAUUGUAGCUUUGAACAGAAUAAGUACUCCAUAAGCAGUAUUGUGUUCAAGAAAAGCACAUGCAAUAAUCUUUCAACUUUUUACAGCCAGUUCUGUUGGGUUUGACUUAAUAUUUUAAUACUGUAAUAAUUCUAGUAUGAUUGGUGCAAGUUGAUCGUGAACGAAUGUAAACAGUAAGAAUCUUAUGAAGAUAAAAGUAAAUUAUGAUAUGGAAGUGUUUACAACAUUUGACAUGAAGCAGAAUUUGAAAUAAAAUAUGCUUUAUUAUUUACUAUGCUGUUGUAUUCCCAAGGUGGAAAUAAAUGGCUAAUUCAUAUGGGCAUAAUUUUAAGGUGAUUGGGAGAAAGUACAGAAGUGGGUAUUAGGAGUAAGCCUUUUACACUGUGACGGUUGCGUGGAACGUACUGCUGGGGGUGGUAGUGAAAGAUACAUUAGGGGCAUUUAAGUGACUUGGAUGAAAGAAAAUGGAGGGCUAUGAUGGGAGAGGGUUAUAAUGAACUUGGAGUAGGUUAAAAGGUUGGCACAUCAUGCUGUGCUGUACUGUUCCAUAUAGAAACUACAAUGAAAAAUUAUAUCAAACACAUUUAUUUCAUUGGCUUCUGAAGAAGUGAAAUAAAGGCAAUGUGUGUCAGCCAGUGUUAUUACUGUUCAAAAGGAGGAAACAAAAUCCCAAUAGAAAAAUAUAGUGAGAUUAUAAUGCUAAUAAACUGCAUCAGAUGAAAUCUUUGGAAAAUGGGUGGAAAGUAGAAAAAGAUCAUGCAUGAAUAGUGAAUGAUUUGCAAAGUGCUUUUCUGACAACGUAUAAUACUGACAGCUGAACUUUAAUUUCAUCUGCUCCCUUAGCUAUGUGUUAAAGGUCAUGUGGUACUACUCUGAAGAGCAAAUGGUGUUCUUACCAAUACCCUGAUCAUUAUUGAUCACUCAAUCAUGAAUCACUAUCUGCAGUUUGUGUAAAAUUUUGCUACAGUUCACUUUCUGUUAAAGGGGGAAAUACAUUUCUAAAGUAUUUUAACUGUAAAUGCUUAAGAUGGUGUCUUUCAGAAUCUCAGUUCAUUUAACAGUUCUUUUCAUUUAUACAAACAAAGUUGCCUGUAUAUUGGAAAAUAAAUGAUUCAUUUAAUUAAGCCUCAGAAGCCACAUUCUGGUGUUUUUAAUAAUUGACUUCCUAUGUAGCUUGAU
This is a messenger RNA of Mobula hypostoma (lesser devil ray), 4989 nucleotides long. Its product is annotated as rho GTPase-activating protein 11A-like. The record is from RefSeq and is a predicted model, not a curated record. Gene Ontology annotation, biological process: signal transduction. Bases 50 to 3244 code for a protein of 1064 amino acids. The transcript has 13 exons. NCBI's taxonomy places the organism in Eukaryota, Metazoa, Chordata, Chondrichthyes, Myliobatiformes, Myliobatidae.